This is a messenger RNA of Coregonus sp. 'balchen', 27702 nucleotides long. The record is from the annotation of a GenBank genome assembly. NCBI's taxonomy places the organism in Eukaryota, Metazoa, Chordata, Actinopteri, Salmoniformes, Salmonidae.
AUGACCAUCUCCCAGCUGAAGGCAGAGCUAGAAAAGGGACCUCAGGAGGCAGCCGUGUACACCCAGCAGAUCCACCAACUCCAGAGCUCUCUGAACAACCUGCAGCAACAGAUCCAGGUAACACACAAUUCCACACACACACUUUCACACAACUAAUACUUCCCCUCCCAUAGUUUAAUCGAUGCUCCAUCAGUCCAUGUCACCACCAUCACAAAUUCAGGGUAUUGACCUCCCGUUAAGACACUUAGUUUGACACCUUAAUUUGACACCUUUACAAUCCUAACAACAGAUGAAACACUAACACUUGCGCUUCCACCUAUGGAUGUGCCAACCGAAAUAGCAAUAGACACUAAGUCCCCAAUUUACGGUGACUGCAGUCAUUUUAACGUGCCAUACCGACUGCCCCUCGCUAAAACGUGGUAGCCUUGCAAGGCCAUUCUCUAAGUAUCUUAACCCAGCCUCCGCACGUACCACCCUCUCCAUCUCAAUGCUCUGCUGUCACCAGCCUGUGAUGAGCUUUCAUUGGCAACUUCACAUGUUGACAAAACACGCAUGCACACACACAACCACAGGCCUAUAAUUAAACCAGCCGGGGGUUAAUCUCUGCCAUACCCCUGCCAUGGCAACCUGUCACUUUGGGCUGAAAUAUACAAUUGCAGGUAACCGCAGCGAUGUGCCCGGUGGGGCUUUCAGCUUUAAGGGCUGUUGUUUGGGUUGCCAGAUAGGAAUUAAAGCCCCAAAAAUGUAAAUGUAAAUGUCCGGCGUGUUGGUCGUGCUGCCGACACAGCUGCUCUCUGUUCCCCAAGUAAGUGUCUGGGAGAGAGGGGGGAUUAGGGAGCUGGAAGGUAGCCCACCACAGAACCCCCACUCAGGCUCACUUGAAAAAGAGAUGUAAAUCUCAAUUUGACUUCCUUGGUUAAAUAAAAGAUAAAAAAAUUACGUGAUUUUCCGGUGGCAUGCAUUGAAACGUGUGACUUUCUUGUGGCUUUCUUUUACAAUAUAACUCUGAAAUAAGAUACUUAUUUUCAGUUAAUUGUCAACAUAUAACACCAUAUUAAGGUGUGGGAUGUUCACUGUAUUACAAGGAACAACUAGCAGGUGUAUUUUUCUCCAGCACCUAGCAUAAUCUGUCCGUUCACAAUUCACCUGUGGGGAAAAUGGCGUCUCAACACCCGAAAACAGAAGGAGUUGGCCGGUACUGUCCAAGAGAUUGUUCGUGAGGAAAUUACCUCUCCCCUCAACUUGCAAUUAAAACCGGUAAAUUAAUCUCUUGCACUGCUCACUUCUAAAGUGGAUACCUACUCAACUAAAGUGGAACAUUUGGAGACAGCAGCCAAUGUGACAGAGGGGCGACUCCAUGACCUGGAAAUAGCAUGAAAUAAGAUGGUCAUCUAUCUCCUAAAAAAGGCAACAGAAUCACUCAAAUAGUUAAUGGAAAUUCAAUGUGCGGGUCACAGGACUGGAAACUGGUGUGGACAUGGGAACCCAACUUCCUUAAUGAGCAGUCUUUUCUAUGAACUGUUUGGGCUGGAGAAGCUGGGUCCCAUGCCACUGAUAAACAUUGUGCACCGCACGUGUCCUCUCCACAACGAAUCUCUGUGUAUGAUUGUACGAAUCCACAGUUUUGUAGUCAGACGGCGAACUGCUGAAACAGAGGGCGACCUACAAGGUGUGAUCCCAGCUACACAAGCUAAACCUGAGAUGCGGCUUCAUCCACCCGACAAAACUCAAACCUUCCAGAAUACAACACACACACUUUCCACUGCCAAGGAGACUCAAGACCUCAAAAAGCACAUCAAGGCCAACACACAAGGGGACGAACUGACAGAUCUAUGCUAACCCCAAUUUGACUGGCUCAAUAUUCAGGUACGCUUUCCAUGCACAAUCACACAUUCUAGCCUAUGACUAUGAUGCUGCCCACAGCUUAAGACAAUGAUGAAGACACCCCCUCAAUUGGGUAAAAGGAACACUUUAUUAUUGCUAAACAUUGGACUUAUUAUUAUAUUGCCUAUGGUCCAGGCCAUUUAGACAAUGAUGACGCCACACUUAUGAAUAAAAAAUUACCAAUAUAUUGAAGUGUCAUACAGACUGGGGCUGCUUCCUUGUGGGGCUACAGCGCAUUGCUUCCCUAUGCUCUAAAUAUGGCAAUAUAAAUUGGAAGCUAUUCCCCUACAAUUGUUAUUGUACUACUGUUUAGGAUAGAUGGCCAGUCCCAUAUGGGCUACCACACAAUUCCUUAAUAUUUUUAUGUUGAUUGCUGUCCCCCUCCAUUUACGCUAAUGACUUUAUUUGUUUAAUGUCAUUUAAACCAUAUUGCUAAUAAUAAUGAAUCAAGAGCUUUUUCUCCUACAGCCAUCCUAUUUGACUGUUUAGGCUUGCAUACCAGUUAUAUUUAGCCAACUUUUUUCCUUUUCUGUCUUUUUUUUCUUCAUUAGCCACCCUAACUCAUCAAGUAUGCAAACUAAAAUGUAAAGGUCUGAAAAUUGUUACUUAUUUUGUUUAAUUUAAUUUAUUUUUGAAUACCUUAAAGACCCCCCCCAAAAAAAUAUGCUGCUUAACACUAGAACCGCCAUAGGCCAACGGCCACUGACGUUUUGAUUUUGUGAAUAAAUAAAUAAAAUUGCAAAAAAAUUUAAAUAAUUCCUGCUCCUUCCCUAAAUGUUUGUAUUUUACACUGCUUAUUUGUUAGAAUUUUUAAAUCACAAACAGAAAAGUAUUUAGAGCCUUGAUACCUGUAAAAAUAAGCUGUUUUGGGACAGUUUUAUUUACUAUAAAUCUAUUACUAAUUUUAAUUUAUUGUAAGGGAAAUGAAAACAUGCUACAUGUUGCGGUAGGUCUUUUAGAAUAAUGCAAAACAUAUCCUUGACUCUAUCCAGCGACGCAAACGAUACCAGACUACUGAAUGAAUGACAAAUGUAUGGAAUGGGCGAUAAUUGUGCAAGUUACUUCACAAUCAAAUUGAAAUGAGGCCUAACUGAAUGAUGAGGGUGAAGAGGUUGAUUUUAAUUUAGAACAACAGUGUAAUGAUGAGUUUGUUAUGCCUAUUUAUCAGCGUUGGCGCUCAUGUUAAUAAUUUGACUGCGUUGAUAUCAUUGUAUCUGACGUUUUACAGGACUGUUUUAUUUACUGUAACUCUAUUACUAAUCAGAUUUAUUGUAAGGGGAAACAAAAACAUGCUAUGUGUUGCAAUAGGCCUUAAGAAUAAUACAAAACAUAUCCUUGACUCUAUCCAAGUUGAUAAGCGGGAAACAAAUGAUGCCAGUCAGCCUGCACAGCCGGCCCAUUGAAACUACACCUAAACUAUACCAAAACUAAUUUCACACAGAAUGAGUUAGCCUAUAGACAAGAUAAAAUUGGCAAUAUUCUGAUGAGUGACAAUAUUAGGUUUGUCAGUUGUCAAAUUGUACAUGAAGAGAUGGGUGCAUCUUGUAAUUUACAGAUGGAGGGAAAAGAGCAUCUCUUUAUCAAAUCAUCCUUCAGAGUCACAUGCAGUAAAAUAUUUAGAUUUCUAUAUAGUAUCAGAAAUAGCAUAUUCUGCAGUUUCUAUGACACUUACAUUUGUCAAAUAACUUUCAAAAUUCCAAAUGUAACUUUUUCCAAGAAUAUGUGUGCUGUCCAUGCAUUCAGCACAUGACCACUCGCGUGGCAGCAUUGCUCUGGCUAUUAAGCAAAAGCUGGUAACAUAAUACAAUUAAAAUUAAAAUAUGCUAUUCUGUCGUCAAUGGAUGAAUGGGCAAUAGAAAGCAGUUAGAAACUGAUAAUGGUGCAUGUGACUUCAAUGAACUGAAUGAUGAGGGUGAAGAGGAGGAUUUGAAUUUGAUUUGAUCUGAAUGAUGAGGGUGAAGAUGAUUGAAUUUAGAACAGUAGUGUAAUGAUGAAGAAUUGUGGGCGGUCUAAUUAUUUUAUUAUGAAAGGCUGGAAAUGGUAUACAAUUUCCCCUCAGAAUCAAAUCAGACACGGAGUCUCCUGAGUGGCGCAGUGGUCUAAGGCACUGCAUCGCAGUGCUAGCUGUGCCACUAGAGAUCCUGGUUCGAAACCCGGGCUCUGUCGUAGCCGGCCGCGACCGGGAGACCCAUGGGGCGGCGCACAAUUGGCCCAGCGUCGUCCAGGGUAGGGGAGGGAAUGGCCGGCAGGGAUGUAGCGCAGUUGGUAGAGCAUGGCGUUUGCAACGCCAGGGUUGUGGGUUCGAUUCCCACGGGGGGCCAGUAUGAAUUUAUUUUAUUAAAAAUAAUGUAUGCACUCACUAACUGUAAGUCGCUCUGGAUAAGAGCGUCUGCUAAAUGACUAAAAUGUAAAAUGAGUACAACAUACAAUGUGUGUAGUUCACAAUGGCAAGCUGAACCAAACGAAUGGACGCACUGACAGCAUUGCAAAUGCUGCAGAAUUUAGAUGAGUUGGAAUCGGAUGGAGGAUCAGAUAUUGAGCUUGAAAUCGACAUUGCCGAUGAAGGGUCUUCAUCUGAUUCUGAUGUUGACUUUGAGCCUCUGCCGCAGAAAAACCAGAACAGAGCCAACUGCCACGGUGAGACAAGAGUCCGGGAGGGAUGGCACGGUUUGGGAAGAAAAGAGUGACGAAUUUAUGUGACAUCAGAGAUUGUACUGUUGCUCAUGCACACAGAAAAGGAAACAGUGUGGGAUAUGUCUAUGGAAGAACUGUAAUCGUUUAUUGCAAUCUUGUAUAUCCUUGGGGCAUAUGGUGGAAAGAGCAUGGAUUUGGAGUCAUUUUGGUCUGAUUGGUAUGGGGUGGACUUUUUCAGAGAGACCAUGCCACGCAACCGCUUCAGAGAGAUUAUGCGACACCUGCGGCAGGUGCAAACGAAACAAGGCCCAUGAAAACUGUGUGCAGUGCAACCGAUUUGUUUGUGGGGCUUGCUCACACAAAGCCCCAACGCUGACUGUGGACCCAAAGCAUAAAGAGAAGACGAGAUUGAUUCAUGCGUAAAGGCACGAGUAUAAGGGCACAGUAGUGUCCGAGACAAUCAACAAAUGACUGUUUUUAGAUUUCCACAAAUAUUUAUUUAUGCAAUUCAUCCUUUUUAUAAUUGUUCAUGCACUGGUGCUUUUGUUUAGCAAUAAAGCAAAUAAUUUCAUUUGUGCACCUGGCUGGUUAUAUUAUUAUUAUUAUUAUUAUAUUUUUCAAUUCUACUUUGUUAAAAGAAGCUGUAACUGGACGUAAAAAAUUACUAUAACUCUAAUCGAAUCUUCAAAUGAAGUUGAUCAAAUGGAUUACACUGUUUUUAUUGUAAGGGAAACUAAAAUAGGCUAUAGGCCUACUGUUUUUUUCUAGGACUUUGUAGAAUUAUACAAAACACCCUUGACUCUAUCUAAACAAAUAACUAUUGUUACAUAUUUUUUUAUUGAUAUAUUUUCACAAAUAUUUAUUAAUGCAAUUCAUCCUUUACAAUAGUUUAUGCUCUAUUUAUCAAGCGUUGGUGCUUAUGUUAGCUGCACCUUGCGGGUUGAUAUGCAUAUGCUAAAGGAACGCCCGGCAACGUUCUCUAGAGGAUGCUUAUAGGCUGAAAGGACAGACUGGUCUAGUCUUAAGAGACUCCAUAGGUAAGGCUGCCACUCGCAACCCUGUAGUGAUAGUGCAGAGUGGGGGGAACUGGGGAGGGAGGGGGGGAAUGGUUUACAGGGAGGGUGUUAACGGUUAACCGUUAUUCAGUUAGCUGCCGAAAAUACAUUUGACCAGUCAUGCUUAUCGGUCUAUAGGAGACCAUGUAAAGCGCGCCUCCCAUUCGCCAUUCGGGUGUAUAGGCUAAAGCCUGCCUACCGUUGACUAUCAGCGCGUCACCCACCACUUUGCAAUGUGAGCUUGAGGCAGUAUAAUUGUUUGAAACCUGAACGUAUUAUUUGAAGUAAAGUAAAGAGGCAUGUCUUACCUUGCUUCAAAGUAGCCUUGCGAAAAUCCAUCCGUAGAAAUGUGGAGGCAAUUUUAUAAAGACUUCCUCAUGCCAUUAACCAACAUUUCUCUCCUGUUCUGUUGGUUUUCAUAUCCACUUUCUUUCGUUGUCCAGAAGCCAAAGGCACAAUCCUAGUCAUAUUAGCAGCCCAUCAUAGUAGUUGCUAUUAGAUUCCCCCUCUUUCUAAGUUUCUAACAGAGAUUUUCAUCUCUGUCACAUAUGGAACUGCUCGCAUUAGGUGCGCAGUUUAGAACUGUGUUUUCCGCAAAUUGCAUUUGGGCAAAUGUUUGAAAAUUACGUUUUGUGAGCUGCUUCGUUACAGGAGUUGCAUGUUCAAUAAUAGGCUAUAGCCUUUUGACAGUAAGACGAUAGGCUUGCUAUUGUUGCAUGUUUCCAUUAAGCUCUUAAUGAAAAAUGUCAGGUCCUUGUAUGCAUGCAUACUAUCGGGGAGGAAGAGGCGAAGCGAGAGGUUUCACUAUCGCCUAAAUCUGUCCAUAAUAAGUCCAAUGUGUUUCUAUGGGCUUAUUUUGGGCCUAAGCUUGUCACCUGCCUUGGGACGACUCCCAUUUUUAGGGUGGAAACAUAAGCAUCUCGUCAUUAUAUACAGAUCUCUGAUAGUAUUUUCUGUUGGUCACGUCAUUUUACUGUUUGGAAAUUGUUUUACCUUUUGUUGACCGGUUAAUGAGUCAGUCGGCAGCAAAAUGUACAGAAAUGUGCAUCCCAAUCCUUAUUUUUGUUACACAUCCAUGGACUUAUCAACACUAAAGAUAACAAUUAUAUAAUUAAUAUUCUCUCUUGGAAUUUGAAAGGGCUUAAUUGUCCUAUCAAAACGUUCCAGCUGUCUUGAUAUCCUAGCAAGAAACCAUAUUAAUAUAGCAAUGCUCCAAGAAACACACCUGCUCCAAAUGGAUGCACAUAGAAUGCAGAACCAUUUGUACAAACUGGCUGCUUUUUUUAUCAGCCCCAACCAAAACUAAAGGUGUAAUCCAUAAUGAUACAUAAGAAACUCAAUCACCAUCUAGGGUAAAGGCGAAGACCAAGAAGGCAGAAUCACUUUCCUUAAAUGUAUCCAUAAUGGAAAGAAAUUGCUUUUAUUAAUAUGUAUGCUCUAAAUUCAUAUGAUCCUACGUUUUUUUAAAUUCUUUAUACAGAAUAUUGUUAGAAUUAACUGAAUUCCAACUGGUUAUUGGGACAGACAUUAAUGCCAUUUUGGACAUGGGGGACAAGUCUAAUAAGACCAACUACAAUCCACACGGAACCAAGGCUCUUCAACAUGUACUCUCUGAUUGCAACCUCAUUUGAUGCCUGGCGAGCACAUAAUCCAAAAGCAAAAGAGUACACUUUCUACUCAAACAUAUUUAAAACAUUGUUACGAAGCGAUUUUAUAUUAUCUACACCUCUACUUUCAAAAAUUAAGAAAAUAGGAAUUCGACAUAUGAGCUUGUCUGAUCAUCAUGCCUACUACUGCCAACUACACAUUUCAGAAUCUCCUAGAAGAGCCACAAGAUGGAGUUUGAACAUUUCAUUACUACAAAAUCUGACAUUCUGUGAUCGAUUUGAAAUGUAAUUAAAUUAAUUCAUAAUGAUUUAAAAAAAAAAUCGGUCUAACCCUCGGAUUCUAUGGGAUGCCACCAAAGGUUAUAUAAAAAAAUAAUGCAACUGCAUUUGGAUCUGGGUUGAAUAAAUCACAAUUGAAGAAGAUAUCAGAAUUGGAAAUGUUAACUCCGUUGUAGUGUUCUCAACAAACACGUUUUUCAGACCAGGUAGCUAUUACUCUUUCCAAAGUCAAGACGGAACUUAAUUUGUUGAUAAGACAAAGAGCAGAAUUUGCCAUCCAUCGAGUUACUCAACCAACAAGCUACGAAGUAAUUAUCAAUUAGCUGAUAUAGCAACUAUUGAAUCUGAAACAGGAGAAUCACUAUCAGAACCCAAAUUAAUCCAAAUAUUAUUCUGCUUCAAUAAAGAACUGUACACCUCUGAUUGUAAAUCCACAUCAACCCAGACUAAGUCCUUUCUAAAAUUAAUUAAGAACUUAUCUUCUCUCAACAGAGGAAGCAGCCUCGCUGGGAGCCCAAAUCUCUCUCAAUGAACUCAAAAGCAUUGGAUAGCAUGAAUAAAGUCAAAUCAUCUGGAUGGGACGGUAUUCCUCCUGAGGUUUAUUUAAAAUGUUGGAAUCAAUUAGGUCCACUAUUUCUCAAUUAUUAACACAGCCGUUUAGAAAGUUUCAUUUGGGAGAGAUGUAAAUACAGCACUAAUUUCGCUUUUAUUUAAAAAAAAAAAGGUAAGGAUGCCACCCAGUGUUCUCACUAUCGCCCCCUAUCUUUGAUAAACACAGAUAUUAUACUGUUUUCCUAAAUGUUGUUGUCCCGUCUCAAGACUUACUUACCCAAAUUGGUCCACACGGACCAAAGCAGGUUUGUUAAACAUUUAUCCUCUGAUAAUCUGACUUGCAUAUAUUAAAUGCUUUAUCAGAAACAACAGCACCUUAGGCUGUUUUAUCUCUCGAUGCAGAAAAACUUUUUUAGACUAGAAUGUUCAUAUCUCUUGUCUGUCUUGGAACAUAUGGGAAUUUGCUCCAAUUUCAUUAAUAUGAUUAAAAUUCUAUAUGCCAAUCCCUCAGCCAUGGCUAUAACAGGCAAUAUCUGCUCUUCUCUGUUCAGAAUCACUAGAAGCAGCAGACAAGGUGAGAUAUUUUUAUUAUACAUUGAACCCCUGGCCCAGGCAAUUGGUCAAUCAAAGGAAAUAACAUACAUUUCCUUAAUCUACUGAUCACUUCAUCUCAUUACACGCAGACGAUAUUUUACUAUAUCUAGACACUGUAUCUCAAUCACUCCCAAAUGCAUUGAAAAUCAUAGAUAACUUGAGAUGAAGCUAAAUGUAUAAAAUGAAUCUAACUAAAUCAGCCCUACUGCAUCUCUACUUAUGGAAUCCCAAUCAUUUACCAUUUUAAAUAUUUGGGAGUAGAUAUAUUUCCUUCCUUUAGAUUAUACCAUUGCCUGAAACUUUAACACAAUGCUCAAAUCAAUUCGAUCUGACCUCAGUAGAUAGACUAAUAUCCCAGUUGUUUCAAACGGCAGAAUAUCUAUUGUCAAAAUGAAUAUAUUCUAAAGGUGGAAUUUUUGUAGUUCAAUGCUUCAAAUGUCUACCCCUUCUGGCUAUUGGGAUACAGUUCAUACUGUGGUUUCAAAAUUCAUAUGGCAAGGUAAGUGAUCCCGGAUCAAAUUAAACUUACAUAAAAGGAAAGACGUAGGAGGACUCUCCGUACCAAACUUGAAAUUGUAUUUCCAGUACUGCUGGCAGGCAGCUCUGCCGCAAGAAAAUGUGUUGGCUCUUAGAUGGCAAUCCCCCCACUCUCUCCCAAUUCGCUAGUGGAUACAGUUACUAUUAGAAGUGAUAACAUUAGAAUUAUCGACAGCGAGAAUUUAAUGGUGCUAGUCAAGGAACAAUGAAGGCCUGGACAAAUAUACUUGACUCUGUAAAGAAUAAUCUCCACUAAAGCCCAACCCAUACAAAUAAACAAUCUAUAAAGCCCAACAUUUUGUUACGUUACAGCCUUAUUCUAAAAUGGGUUAAAUUAUUUGUUUUCCUCAUCAAUCUAAACACAAUACCCAAUAAUGACAAAGCGAAAACAGGUUUUUAGAAAUGUUUGCAAAUUUAUUAAAAAUAAAACACAGAAAUACCUUAUUUACACAAGUAUUCAGACCCUUUGCUAUGAGACUCGAAACUGAGCUCAGGUGCAUCCUGUUUCCAUUGAUCAUCCUUGAGAUGUUUCUACAACUUGAUUGGAGAAGUUUGGAACCACCAAGACUCUUCCUAGAGCUGGUCGCCCGGCCAAACUGAGCAAUUGGGGGGAAAAGGGCCUGGGUCAAGGAGGUGACCAAGAACCCGAUGGUCACUGACAGAGCUCCAGAGUUCCUCUGUGGAGAUGGGAGAACCUUCCAGAAGGACAACCAUCUAUGCAGCACUCCACCAAUCAGACCGUUAUGGUAGAGUGGCCAGAAGCCACUCCUCAGUAAAAGGCACAUGACAGCCCGCUUGGAGUUUACCAAAAUGCACCUUAAGGACUCUCAGACCAUGAGAAAGAAGAUUCUCUGGUCUGAUGAAACCAAGAUUGAACUCUUUGGCCUGAAUGCCAAGUGUCACGUCUGGAGGAAACCUGGCACCAUCCCUACGGUGAAGCAUGGUGGUGGCAGCAUCAUGCUGUGGAGAUGUUUUUCAGUUGCAGGGACUGGGAGACUAGUCCGGAUCAAGGAAAAAUGAACGGAGCAAAGUACAGAGAGAUCUUUGAAAACCUGCUCCAGAGCGCUCAGGACCUCAGACUGGGACAAAGGUUCACCUUCCGACAGGACAACGACACUAAGCACACAGCCAAGACAACGCAGGAGUGUCUUCGGGAGCCCGAAUUAUUUGCACAAAUUAGCUUUGUCGUUAUGGGGUAUUGUGUAUAGAUUGACGAGGGGGGGAAAAAAGAAUUGAAUCAAUUUUAGAAUAAGUCUGUAACGUAACAAAAUGUGGAAAAAGUAAAGGGGUCUGAAUACUUUCCGAAUGCACUGUGUGUACGUGUACAGUGUUAGUCUUUGGUUUUUCCAUUUAUGUUUUGAGGUUGGACUUUAGCACGUAUAGCUCGUAGGGCGCACCGAUUGGCGUCACCUCGUCAGUCAGUAAGUGUUACUCCUGUGCUGGUUGCCAUCUCGUUAGUGGGAAGGUGUUUCACCUGUGUUGGCCCAGGUGCUAGUUAGGAGUGGCUGGCCCAGUGCUCCAGUUGAGCUUGAGAGAUGUUGGGGAGAGCUACACUUUACAUCAGCUGUGGUGUUAUUUCAAGCUCAACCUAUUGAUGUUGGAAAGAAGCUGAGUUUUGGUGUUUGUUUCCCCUGUUUGUUUUGCUCCAUAUUCCUUUUACUCUAUCCUAAGUUGUUGUGGGUUUUUGUUUUAGUUUGUAUUUUCGGAGGCAAACCUAGUGGGCAUCCAUGGUGGGUGUCUUUAAGAACCCCUUACUUGUGGCUUUACCAACUUUCAGUGGGCACCCACAUGGGUGCCUUUCAGAACCCCUUUUGAACCCCUUUCUGUUUUGUUUGGUUGUCAGUGAUUUUUCUUUUUUAGUUCCCUUUGUUGUGAGCGACAUUUUGAGUUUGUCUUGUGGGAACGUAACACACACACAGUGAGCUCUAAAAGUAUUGGGACACUGACGUUUUUUGUUGUUGUUUUUGGCUCUGUACUCCAGCACUUUGGAUUUGAUACAUGACUUUGGAAUGAUACAAUGACUGAGGUUAAAGUGCAGACUGUCAGCUUUAAUUUCAGGGUAUUUUCAUCCAUAUCGGGUGAAACGUUUAGAAAUUACACAACUUUUUGUACAUAGUCCCCCCAUUUUAGGGGACCAAAAGUAUUGGGAGAAAUUCACUUGUGUGUUAAAGUAGUAAAAAGUUAAGUAUUUGGUCCCAUAUUCGUAGCAUGCUUGUGAUUCUACAUAUUUGUUGGAUGCAUUUGCUGUUUGUUUUGGUUGUGUUUCAGAUUAUUUUGUGCCCAAUAGAAAUUAAUGGUAAAUAAUGUAUUGUGUCAUUUUGGAGUCACUUUUAUUGUUAAUAAGAAUAUAAUAUGUUUCUAAACACUUCUACAUUAAUGUGGAUGCUACCAUGAUUACGGAUAAUCCUGAAUGAAUCGUGACUGAUGAGUGAGAGUUAGACGCACAAAAACAGUAUCAUACCCACAAGACAUGCUAGUUUCUGUAGAGAUAAAUCCGAUCAAGACUGAACUGUGCAAUGUAGUAGGGAGUUGUAGUUUCCAACAGGCCAAUAUUCUACUUAGCUCAUAAAACGUGGUAAUGAACUACAAUGACCAUAAUCCAUUGCGUGCCAUCUUAAACUUGUCCAGUCUGUGCGGAGCAUACACAGAGACUGAGGAGGGAACCGUGAUAUUUUUUAAAAUAGUCUAACCGAAACUGAACCGACCUCAAAAAGCACUAAUCGCCUCAGCACUACUGACAACCAACCUGAGUUGCUAGGCGGGGUGAGAAGGGGUGGUAAACAUGUUUUCCGGAUGCGGGGUGUUGGACGGAGACAUGUUGGGCUAGGGAGAAUUGGAUGGGGAGUUGGAGGUGUAUUAUUACAAAAUCCUGUUUGAUCAAUAUGAUAAUUUAUCUGUGUGUGUUUCUUAUUUUUGUUUGUCUUUUGAGUGGCAGCCAACAGGUACAUGUUAUAUAAACGGAAUAUAUUAAUUGAUAUUGUACCUGUAACCCCCCCCCCAACAAAAAAUGACUAAACAAAUAAAAACUUGGUCUAAAAUAAAUAAUAAAACAAACCUGUCUGCUUGGUGUCUUGUCUGGAUACUUACAUAUGCUACCUAGACAGAGGAAAGAAGAGGGGAUGUAUUGUAUAGACAGGUGUAGUGUAGCUGUCUAAGCUGCAGCCUCUGUGCUUAAACGCAUGUCUACAGUGUUGGCAUGGGUUGGAAUCCGGCCUACUGCCCUAUGAUACAACCCCUCUCCACCCUUCCCCACUGUCAUCCUCUCCCUAUCUGCUCAAAAAUAUUUAGAAAAGAAAAGACGGGAGGACAGAGGAAAGUUGAGUAGAAACCGAGAGCAGAGGUGGAUACUGGACAGAGAGUGAAACAACGAGGGAGGGGAGGGAAAAUAUGCAUAAAGACAGGAGAUAGCGAGAAAUCGGGGAGAGAUGAACAAAGGUUGAAACUAGGACAUGGAAGGAGAGGGAUGGACAGAGGGUUUGAAAGAAGAGGGAGCGAUAGAGCCACUCGUAAACGAGGCUCAGCUGCUGUGGGACAGGAGGAGGAGCGGCAAAAGAUCAGUGUCUGGGAUGUUCUAUAUCCCAGUCAUGUCCCCCAGUUAGCAGCAUUGUCAUUAACACAAUUGUAUCCUAUAUCAUUGCCCUUGUGCCAAGUUUACUACACACACACACACCCCGGUAUUCAAGUUUCUGUCGUAAAACAUAUUCCUCUGAAAUGUAAUUCCACCCCCCUCUGCAGGUCUGUAGGGAUGCAGUGUUCUUUUCAGAGGUUGAACGACCAACGUCACUAUGAUACGUGAGAAGGCAUCUGUACAUUUUGUUUGGUUUAACAGGAACUGAGCUGUUAAUAAGAGUCCUAUUAAAUUAAUCCUCAUAUCCUCACUUUGGUAAACAUCUCCCAAUGGCAACUAUUCUAAGGAGCUGUGUGUGUAUAACAGUUUCCAUUCCAUUUAGUUUUUCUAUUACACAUGACCUUGAAAUCAGAAGCGGGAAGGUUCUUACGCCCUUUAGCAGAUUGCCCCUUAGAGUAUCCGUUUCUGUAUUUCAAAACAUUCUGAAAUGCCUCUUCACAACCUGUUAAUAUGCCAUUUAGCAGACUAUUUUAUCCAAAGCAAUUUAUAUAACUUAUGUAAGCAUAUACAUCUAUGUGUUUGUGAUGAUCUCUGCCGGAAUUGUACCCACGACCUUGGUGUUGCUAGCACCACAGUCUUACACACGGAGCCACACAGGACCAUAAUCACUUUACCCCCUCUGGUUCCCUCCUCCAGAUGCUAUCAGAGAAGCUGGUGCGCAGGGAGAAGGAGUUUCAGGAGCUGGAGGAGGGCCUGAGGGCUGAGCAGGUCUCCAAGAAGACAGCCCAGGCCAGCCUGCACCAGAAGGAGCUGGAGGUGCAAGAGCUCCAGGCCCGGGCGGCGGCUGCCGAGGCCAGCCUGCAGAAAGCCCAGGCAGAGCUGGGGGAGCUGGGGGACCAAGCCGGGAGGCUUCGAAGGGAGGUGGCUGAGCUGGAGGCCAAGCACAGGGAGGUGAAGAUGGAGAGGAAGCAGCUGCAGCAGCAGAGGGAGGAGAGGGAGAGCCAGGGCCUGGUGCAGCAGAGUGAGAUCAGCCAGGUUAGUGAGUAACACAUGCACACGGUCAGACACCAAUAACUUACGUGUCAGACUCUCACACAUACAUAUAAACAUACACAGACACCAGUGAGACACACGCGCACAGGCAAACACGUGCACACACACAGGUCAGACGCACACAAGUCUUUGCUCAUUAAUGAUACUGUAUAUUAGGUAUAAGCCUCCCUCUCUUCCUCCCCUCCUCCUCUGUGUUGUAGCUGCAUGCUAAGCUGCUGGAGGCGGAGCGCCAGCUGGGGGAGGUGCAGGGCCGUCUGAAGGAGCAGAGGCAGCUCUCUGGGGAGAAACUGAAGGACCGCGAGCAGCAAGCCGCCGACCUGCAGAUCAAACUGUCCCGCUCAGAGGAACAGGUAGGGACACCACGAGUUCCAUAAAAGAUGGGUAUAGACAUAGACAUAGAAUUACUAGAACAGACAUUCCCAUUUAAAGGGAUACUUCGGGAUUUUGGCAAUGAUCCCCAGAGGCAGGUGGAUACCAUUUUUAUGUCUCUGUGUCCAGUAUGAAGGAAGUUAGAGAGUGUUUCGUGCGCCAAUGUUAACUAGCGUUAGCACAAUCACUGGAAGUCUAUGGGUAUCUCCUAGCACAUGCUAGCAGAUACCUAUAGACUUCCAGUCAUUGCGCUAACGCUAGUUAGCAAAUGUCUUCAAUCUGCAUGCAGAGACAUAAAAAUGGUAUCCACAAGUUCAUCGGAGUAGAUAAAGGGCCUCAUUGCCAAAAUCCUGAAGUGUCCCUUUAAGUCCAUGUUCCCUGAUGGGUGGACCAGCUGUGAUAUCGACCAUGUAUUUUUAUGGGAGCAGUAGAGUUGAACAGAGACCGAUACUGUUAUAUGUUGCACAAGGUCCUUUAUAGAUUGGCCUGCCUAGUAGAAUUGUCUCUCUAUAGGUGGGGGUUCGGAAUGAGGCCAUAAACAGAGGUACUGUAUUGGGGUUGACCUCUGUAUGCGUGUCCUGCUGUAGUUGAAGGAGAACAGCAGUAAGACGUUGGACCUGCAGCACCAGCUGGAGAAAGCUAAGCAGCAACACCAGGAGCUCCAGGGCCUGCUGCAGAACACCAACACCAAGCUGCGAGAGGCACAGGUACUACCGGACAACGUAGCAGUUAAAGAAAAGUAUUUUGUCAGUACAACUCACCUCUUUCACUGUGUGUGUAUAGUAGAACCUAUGUGAAGUGAUGCUCAGCACCAGAAAACCCACCACACAUUAGUACAAGGUCGUAUUUACUAGGGCACACCUUAGCAAAACAGAAAACAACAUUUGUUAUUGGACAAGACCAUGUCGUCCCACCCCGUUUCAGUCCAUUUCUUUUCCUGUCUGAUGUCUAAUGAACAGGACCCAGGACUUCUGCUUAGAAAGUGCUUCAGACAGCACGUUUGUUUGACUCUUCUCCCUCUGCCGCUUUGUCCCUGUCAUGUUAGAAUGACCUGGAGCAGGUGCUGCGUCAGAUUGGGGACAAGGACCAGAAGAUCCAGAACCUGGAUGCCCUGCUGCAGAAGAGCAAGGACAGUGUGAGCCAGCUGGAGGCCGAGAGGGAGGACCUGGUGGCCAAAAUCCAGGCUGGGGAGGGAGAGGCGGCCGUGCUCAACCAGCUACAGGAGAAGAACCACACACUACAGACGCAGGUAGGGCUGGGCGGUAAACCGUAUUUUACUAUAUACGGUAUUGAUGCACGGACCGGUUUGGAUAUUUACUUUACCUUACAUAACGGUAUUACAAUGUUUGGUUUGUUAAAUGUAAUAUACAUGUAAAAACUGAGUGAUAAAAAGGGUGGCAAUCGUCCGUUCUUACCGCCAGUAAAAAACGAACAGUUGAACUGCUAAUUUGCUAGCAAGAGCUUUUUCUCAUGAAUAGGGCCUGUGAGGCAGCACUAGUGCCGAAUGUGCGCACAUGCACUUUUUUUUGCCAUGAAUCUUGCCUGUGAGGCAGUUCUGGUGCCAAAAGCACCCUAGAAAUCGGCACAAUGCCCCUUGUGGCGAAAGUAAGAACUGACAUUGAAUCUAUUGAAAAUACUUUGUCAAAGAGAAGAAUAAUUAUUCUGAUAAAGGAAAAGUGACUUUUUUUUUUUUUUUUUUUACAAAAUAGAGGCAUACAAAGACAAAACAAGUGUGGUACAGUGUGGAAAUGAUAACAAAUUAGUGAAGGAAUGCAGAAAUUGAUGAAAAUGCUGAAAAUUAUUUUGGGUUGUAGUUUGAACAAUCUAAAACAAUCAGAAAAGAGAAGGCCCCAUUUAAAACCACUUAGAAUGUAUUUGUUGCCAACCUAGGGUAAUGCACUACUCAUAAAGCAUAUUUAGAACUUGUAUUAUUCAAAAACAUAAAAUAACGUAAUUCCGUAAAAAAAUUGAAAAAUAUUGGGAUUAUAUCGCCCAGCCCUAGACGCAGGUAGGAGCAAGACCACACACACGUGCAUGCACAUACAGACGUAUACAAACACAUAAUACAGAGGGCACACGUAGUGCGGUACAAUGAUCCGUAGAUGUGUGUUAUUCAAUUAAUGUGCAUAGGUGUAAAUUCAUCCAGUGUAGAUACGUAUAGAUUGCAUUUGGAUUACUGUUGCAGUGCUUUUAUGGGUUGGUAAUUGGAUUUGUUCCGACAUUUCUUAAUUUCUUUCUAUUUACUUUUUGGAUUCUGUGUGUAUUUUUUUGUAUUGCAAGGUGUUACUGCACUGUUGGAGCUAGAAACACAAGCAUUUCACUGCACCUGCGAUAACAUCUGCAAAUCUGUGUAUGCAACCAAUAAACUUUGAUUUGCUUUGAUGUAGUUCAAAGAACACUACUGACGUGAUACAAUGUACCACAGUAAAAACAUACAGUAGCCUAAUCAUUGUCUGAAAAACAACUCAUUGUCUCUCUCUUUCUGUUUUGGGAGCUAUAGGUCACACACCUGACAGACAAACUGAAGAACCAAUCGGAGAGCCACAAGCAGGCCCAGGACAACCUCCACAAGCAGUUGCAGGAGCAGAAGACCCUCCUGCGGGCGGCACAGGACCAAGCCCAGGCUGUGGAGACCUCUCUAAAGGAACUGAACGCCCAGCUGACCGAAAGCAGGGAGAAGGUGGCCCAACUGGACACACAGGUAGGGUGAAUGGACUUAUGGCUGGAUAAAUAUUCUACCUCCCCCUUUACCCUUGACUGGAGAGAGGGACAUACAAAUAGGAGCACAGGCAGAUUGUGGCCGAGCUGGGGGUCGAACCCCCGUCGCCAGACGGGCAUGUGAAGAGUGUUAACCACUCAACCAGAUUCCAGCACUGAAAAGUUGUCUUGUUGUUUCCCCAGUUGAAGGCUAAGACAGAGAUGCUGCUGUCGGCCGAGGCAGCCAAGGCAGCCCAGAGAGUAGACCUGGAGAACCACCUGGAGACGGCCCAGCAUGCACUGCAGGACAAGCAGCAGGUCAGCCAUAGUUUCUAUUUCUGUUCUAUGUCUGAGGUCAGCUCACUCAUAGUACUGCAGGCUAAGAUGGAUGACGUCAGCAGAAUAGGCUCAUACUAGAUGAAAAUCUGAUCUACCAGAAUACUCCUUCAAUGGAGACCCGUCUCUUGACAUAAUAUCACUGAUUGAUUUCUUUUCUCAAAUGAACCUGAGUCUGUGAGACAAUGUGUCCUAGCUGAGGGCUAGGCCCCAUUCCAAUUCUUUAAAAGUGCAUCCUUCCGGGGGCUUCACGAGUGGCGCAGUGAUCUAAGGCACUGCAUCGCAGUGCUUGAGGCGUCACUGCAGACCUGGGUUCGAUCCCGGGCUAUGUCGCAGCCGGCCACGACCGGGAGACCCAUGAGGCGGCGCACAAUUGGCCCAGCUUCGCCCGGGUUAGGGGAGGGUUUGGCCGGCCGGGAUGUCCUUGUCCCAUCGCGCUCUAGCGACUCCUGUGGCGGGCUGGGUACAUGCACACUGACACAGUUGUACUGUGUUUUCUCCGACACAUUGGUGCGGCUGGCUUCCGGGUUAAGCAGUGUGUCAAGAAGCAGUGCGGCUUGGCAGGGUCGUGUUUCGGAGGACGCAUGGCUCUCAACCAUCGCCUCUCCCGAGUCCGUACGGGAGUUGCAGCGAUGGGACAAGACUGUAACUACCAGUUGGAUACCACGAAAUUGGGGAGGAAAAGGGCAUCUUUCCUUCCUUGAAGUAAUCACUGAUUAGACAGGACAGGGGAAAGUAAUGUGGUGGAGCCCUUGUGUUCUCUUGUCCAAUCAUGUCUAGUCAAUGAUUACUUCAAGGAAAGAAGGAUGCACUUUUAGAGAAUUUGAAUGGGGCCUUAGUAACACCUCAUCUCUCCUGUCCUUAUAGGAGCUGAGUAAGAGCCAGGCGUGUGGGGAGGAGCAGGGCCGGAGGCUGCAGGAGAGACAGGAGCAGUGUGGCCAGCUGGAUGCCAGUCUGAAAGAGGUCAAAGACAAACUACUGAUCUCAGAACAGCGCGUAGAGCAGCUGGAGGUGCGGGCCAAGGUAAGUUAAAUGCACGCAUUCACACACACAAGAUUUGUGUUUAUUACGAUAUGAAGGGGGUUUAGCGCAUACACACAUCUUGCUAUCAGGGUUGCAGUAGACAGUCACUGUGAGGUCACUGAAAUGGCUGUGUGUGUGUGUUCUCUGUGCCUGUGACAGAAAGCGGAGGCGGAGGGGGUGGAGAUGCGUGCUGCCAGGGAGCAGGCCCAGCAGGAAGUGCAGAAGCUCCAGAAGCAGGGGUCAGAAGUCAAGGGAAAGCUGAAGGAGCUGUGUUGCCAAUUGGAGACUGAGAAGGCUGGGUGAGAACUUACUGCAGCUUCUUUAUGCUGUCACAGUCAGCUUACCAUGCCAAUGGACACGACAGGGUCAAAGUUCAACAUACAGUGCAUUCGGAAAGAAUUCAGACCCCUUGAUUCUUCCCACAUUUUGUUACGUUACAGCCUUAUUCUAAACUGGAUUUUUUUUAAAUCCUCAUCUAUCUACACGCAAUGACAAAGCGAAAACAGGUUUUUAGAAAUGUUAGCUAAUUUAAUAAAAAAUUAAAAAUAAACCUUAUUUACAUAAGUAUUCAGACCCUUUGCUAUGAGACUCGAAAUUGAGCUCAGGUGCAUCCUGUUUCAAUUGAUCAUCCUUGAGAUGUUUCUACAACUUGAUUGGAGUCCACCUGUAGUCAAUUCAAUUGAUUGGACAUGAUUUGGAAAGGCACACACCUGUAGGUAGGUGACCAAGAACCCAAUGGUCACUCUGACAGAGCUCCAGAAUUCCUCUGUGGAGAUGGGAGAACCUUCCAGAAGGAAAACCAUCUCUGCAGCACUCCACCAAUCAGGCCUUAAUGGUAGAGUUGCCAGACGGAAGCCACUCCUCAGUAAAGGGCACAUGACAGCACACUUGGAGUUUGCCAAAAGUCACCUAAAGGACUCUGACCAUGAGAAACAAGAUUUUCUGGUCUGAUGAAAUCAAGAUUGAACUCUUUGGCCUGAAUGCCAAGCGUCACGUCUGGAGGAAACCUUGCACCAUCCCUACGGUGAAGCAUGGUGGUGGCAGCAUCAUGCUGUGGGGAUGUUUUUCAGCGGCAGGGACUGGGAGUCUAGUCAGGAUCAAGGGAAAGAUGAACGGAGCAAAGUACAGAGAGAUCCUUGAUGAAAACCUGCUCAGGACCUGAGACUGGGGUGAAGGUUCACCUUCCAACAAGACAACAACCCUAAGCACACAGCCAAGACAACGCAGGAGUGGCUUCGGGAACAGUCUCUGAAUGUCCUUGAGUGGCCCAGCCAGAGCCUGGACUUGAACCUGAUCAAACAUGUCUGGAGAGACCUGAAAAUAGCUGUGCAGCAACGCUCCUCAUCCAACCUGACAGAGCUUGAGAGGAUCUGCAGAGAAGAAUGGGAGAAACUCCCCAAACACAGGUGUGCCAAGCUAGUAGCGUCAUACCCAAGAAGACUCAUGGCUGUAAUCGCUGCCAAUGGUGCUUCAACAAAGUACUGAGUAAAGGUUCUGAAUACUUAUGUAAAUGUGAUAUUUCAGUUUUCUUUUUUCAUACAUUUGCUAACAUUUCUAAAAACCUGUUUUUGCUUUGUCAUUAUGGGGUGUUGUGUGUAGAUUGAUGAGGGAAAAAAACAAUUUAAUCAAUUUUAGAAUAAGGCUGUAAGGUAACAAAAUGUGGAAAAAGUCAAGGGGCCUGAAUACUUUUCGAAUGCACUGUAUCAUCUCCCUACGACAGGGAAAAUGACUGUUGCAGCAACCGUCUACAGACAGUCCACCUGAGAAUAAAUUAAAUGUGGUUCUGGCCAUCCACUUUCCUUGUUGUUAGUCAUUGAUCCACAUCCAGUACUCUUUGUGACCGGUCUCUGCAUCUUUCCAUGGUUCUUUCAGGGCUGUUGCGUUACAGGAGGAGCUGAAGAGAAAAACCUCCUCCCUGAGUGACACGCGACAGCAGCUGGAGCAAUGUGAGCAGGAGAAGACCUCCCUCCAGGCCAACUUGGAAAAGCUAGCCCAGGAGGGGCAGGCGCAGCAGGCAGAGCUGGACAGGAAAGCCCAGGGCUUGGCCAGGGAGCUCCAGAAGGCCCAGCAGGAGAAGGAGGCCCAGGGGAAGGAGCUGUUGGUGGUCAAGGAUGGCCUGGCUAAGGCCUCCAAAGCCAUCAAGGACAGCCAGAGCCAGCUGGACAAGGAGAGGAAGAGCAGCAAGGCAGUUAUGGAGGAGAGGGUGGGUUUAAUGUGUUGUGGCGUGGUUGACCUCCAUGUGGAAGGCACAGACAGCAACGUGAAGGAGUCAGGAAGCUCCUUGGGCCCAUAUUCAUAAAGUGUUACAGUGGGAAUGCUAAUAUACUGUAGGAUCAGUUUUGCCUUUUAGAUCAUAAUGAAUAAGAUUACAUUGACGGGUGGACCGGAUCCUGGAUCCGCACUCCUACUCUUUAUGUAUAGGGGCCCUGCUCUUCUAGAAUUGUAUUUGUCAGUGUUAUCACCAGAAGUCUCUUAGACUCUAGGUCAAAUCCAACAUAAAUAUAUCUGUGUUAAUAUGAAAAUGUUUUCUUGUUUUAGGAGAAGUCCCAUGAGAAGGCCAGACAGGAUCUGCUGAAGGCCACAGAGGCCACCACCAAGGAGAUGGCAGAGGUCAAAGGGCAGUUGGACAAGAUCAUAGAGGUAAGCAACCCAUAGACAUGAAUACAUGGUCCCAUUCAUUAGGCAGCAAAUGGAAGAAAACUGACUGACAACACUCAUCUUCGUUUUAGUUGCAAAAUGUUUUGCUAUGGUGUGCCCUAAUGAACACGACCCAGAUACCGAUUGUCCAUGCCCUCACAAUGGGUUCUAUUUUGUGUCUGCCUUUGUAGGCAGAAAAAGGGCUGAAGAUGCAGCUGACAGCAUUAACAGAGCAGCACACCAAGACCCAGGAGACCCUGAAAGAGAAGGAGAAGGGGGUGCAGCAGCUGCAGGCACAGCUGAAGACAGCCCAGGGGUCCUUCAGCCAGGAAAAGAAGAAGCUGGAGAGCCAAGUGACCGAGCUGCAAGGAGCACAUGCCAAGAAGGUAAGAUGACAUACAUACACACACACACACACACACUUAAUUCUAUGUAUCUCCAUGUUUUGGACUAAAUGUGUGUGUUCCAGGCUGAGGAGGAGGGUCGUCUGAGGGAGCAGGUGUCAGGCCUCGGCCAGGAUUUGAGCUCUGAGAGGACCAGGACCACUGAGCUACAGAAGGUUCUAGAGCAGAGUCAAGAAGGCCUGGCCAAGCUGCAGUCUGACUACUACGGCAAGGAGUCAGAGUUGUCAUCUCUCAGACAGGACCUCAAGGUGGGUGGGAGACCAUGCAGGCAUAGAAAUAGAAUUACUAGAACGGGCAUCCACAUUCAAUUAUAUUUCAAUGGAUGGAGGUCAGGGUCAGUGGGAGUUACACAGGAAGAAUCAUUGUGUGAGAAGAAGAAUCGUUGUGUGAGAGGAGAAUAUAUGUGAGAAGACAAAGGUAGUUAUGAGGAAUCAAUGGAGAUACCAGAGACCGUGUCAGACCGCAUGUACAUAUUGAUCAUCAUCUGACACAAGUGUCUGCCUAACGGUCUACCAGGACAAGGUUGUAACCCGUGCCUGUUUGCUGUGUGUAUGAACCGUGUACUGUAUAUGACCCAUGCCUGUGUGUACUCUCUGUUCAGGCGUCUGAGGAGAGGCUGACCCUGUUCCAGGAGGAGUUGGCUGCUAACCGGACCCAGCUGACUGGUCUAGAGGGGCAGGUCCAGGAGGUAAAGGCUGCCAGGGCCUCCCUGGAGCAGGAGCUGGCUAAACGGGAUCAGAGGCUUGGCCAGCAGGAGACAGCCCUCAAAGAGUUGCAGAAACAACAGGUUGGUUGAUUGAUUUUAUUUGCACACAGUACAUACAGACCCAGGGUCCUGUUCAAAAGCAACUGAGUUCCCUGUCCAUAUAAUCAUAUUCGUUAUGAGAGCCAGGAGGGAAGACUUAUUGUCUCACUCGGGGGUAUCCCAUUUUGUUUUGUGUAAUGAAUCUCUUGCUAUAAUUGUUGAACAUCUAAUUCCAACCCAUAGUCAGACCUAGGGUUGCAAAGCUACCGGUAAUUUACCAAGUUACUGAAAUCUUCAGUCAUUUUGGUCAUUAACAGAAACUACGUCAAUCUAUCAUAAUUUUGGUAAUUUAUACUUUUUAAAAGUUAUUCAUAUAUAGUAUUCCUUUUUUAUAUCUGUGUCCGUAUUGUCCAUGAGUUUCUAGUGGAUAGACCAUAUGGUUCAAGAGAAAACAGCCUAAUCAAUGAAAAAAGCAUCUAAUCAACAAUUACCAUAUUUUCAAUUACCUCUGUAACUUGCCACCAGUUUGACACCAAGACAUUGACAACAAAUACAUAUUGACAAAUAAGUGUGUAAAAAAUAAUAUAAAGGAUAUCUCAUGCUUAAACCCUCAUUAAACACCAAUGGUAUUCUCUAAAUUGAUGGAUUAUACUGUAUAUAAGAUCAUGUUUUACAGCUUUGUCAUUCCAUUUUUUAUUUUAAAAUCAUCUUAUUUAAUUAUUUCAGAUAUUUUGUGGUAAGGCCAAAAGAUGAUUAGACACCUGUGAUAAUCUGAAGUACCCAAAAGGGCCACUAGAUGUCUUGUGACAGAUUACACAAAAUCCUUGAAAGAUACCAACAUUCUGGUAGUUUACUGGUAAACUUAGAAACUUUUCAGUAAUAUUCCCUCCCUUUGCAAUCCUAGUCAGAGCGUCGUGUUUUGGGGACUUUGAUCAAUCUCUGAUGCCAUCUCUUACCCCCUCCCCUCCCCCACCUAGGGUGUGACCCAGGGGGAGCUGCAGAAGGAGAGGGGCAGAGCGGAGGAGCUGAGCCAGACUAAGGCUGUCCUGGAGAAGGACACGACCAGACUGGGCUCUGAGCUGAAGUCACUCAGGGAGAGGAGUGACAAGGUGAGGCCCUCCUUAGGCUGAUGCAUUUAAUAAUCCCCUAUUUUGAUUCACGAGUGGUCCUCGAUCUAGGAUCAUUUUACAGGUCACAGGGAUAGUCACUCCAUUGAGUGGAAGGGGGAGGGGUUGAUUCUGAAUUGAGCCAACUGAAUCCCAUAUCAGCCCCUAUCCUCUAGGUACUCCUGUAGAUCUGAGAUUAUUGGAUAGGUAUUAGCAAAAUGUCCUCAGAGGUCAGAUGGAAUUGUGGCUAAGAUGGAACUGCUAUCAUAUUGCUUACACCAGUGGUUCCCAACCAGGGGUACUUGGCCUAUCCAUAGGGGGUACUCAUGAGACCAUAGGUCUACUAGUAAAAUGCACAUCAGUGGGUACUUCAGGGGUACUCCUGGCAGAGCAAAAUUCAGUUGUUGGUACAGUAACCAAAAAAGAUUUGGAACCUCUGGCUUACACCUAUCCAUUUCCCCCCUCCUCAUUCCCCUCUUCUUCACCCCUCUCCCCCCAGGAGUUGAGGGAGCUGCGGGAAUCCAAGCAACUGUUGAUCCAGCAGAAGCUGGAGACGCAGGGCCGGGUGGAGGAGGUGCAGGCAGCCCUGGAGCAGGAGAAGACCCAGCACCAGGCCACCAGAGACAGUGUUACCCAGAAAGAGGAGAAGCUACGGGCAGAGACCCAGGAGGUCCAGGCCCAGCUGGUACGCUUAGUCGUUCACCUACCCAAUAAUGCUCCAGAUGGCAUCAACACUUAAAGGAGCUACAGUGCAGUCGGAAAGUAUUCAGACACCUUAAAUAGUUUUUCCCCCUCAUCAAUCUACACACAAUACCCCAUAAUGACAAAGCAAAAACAGGUUUUUAGAAAUGUUUGCAAUUUUUUAAUUAAAUGAAAUAUCACAUUUACAUAAGUAUUCAGACCCUUUACGCAGUACUUUUUGGAAGCGAUUAUAGCCUCUAGUCUUCUUGGGUAUGACGCUACAAGCUUGGCACACCUGUAUUUGGGGAGUUUCUCCCAUUCUUCUCUGCAGAUCCUCUCAAGCUCUGUCAGGUUGGAUGGGGAGCGUUGCUACACAGCUAUUUUCAGGUCUCUCCAGAGAUGUUCGAUCGGGUUCAAGUCUGGGCUCUGGCUGGGCCACUCAAGGACAUUCAGAGACUUGUCCCGAAGCCACUCCUGCGUUGUCUUGGCUGUGUGCUUAUGGUCGUUGUCCUGUUGGAAGGUGAACCUUCGCCCCAGUCUCAGGUCCUGAGCGCUCUGGAGCAGGUUUUCAUCAAGGAUCUCUGUACUUUGAUCCGUUCAUCUUUCCCUCAAUCCUGACUAGUCUCCCAGUCCCUGCCGCUGAAAAACAUCCCCACAGCAUGAUGCUGCCACCACCAUGCUUCACCGUAGGGAUGGUGCCAGGUUUCCUCCAGACAUGACGCUUGUCAUUUUAGGCCAAAGAGUUCAAUCUUGGUUUCAUCAGACCAGAGAAUCUUGUUUCUCAUGGUCUGAGAGUCCUUUAGGUGCCUUUUGCCAAACUCCAAGCGGGCUGUCAUGUGCCUUUUUAAUGAGGGGUAGUUUUCGUCUGGCCACUCUACCAAUAAUGGCCUGAUUGGUGGAGUGCUACAGAGAUGGUUGUCCUUCUGGAAGGUUCUCCCAUCUCCACAGAGGAACUCUGGAGCUCUGUUAGUGACCAUCGGGUUCUUGGUCACCUCCCUGACCAAGGCCUUUCUCCUCAGAUUGCUAAGUUUGGCCGGGCGGCCAGCUCUAGGAAGAGUCUUGGUGGUUCCAAACUUCUUCAAUUUAACCAUGAUGGAGGCCACUGUGUUCUUGGGGACCUUCAAUGCUCCAGACAUUUUUUGGUACCCUUCCCCAGAUCUGUGCCUCGACACAACCCUGUCUCGGAGCUCUACGGACAAUUCCUUCGACCUCAUGGCUUGGAUUUUGCUCUGACAUGCACUGUCUACUGUGGGACCUUAUGUAGACAGCUGGGUGCCUUUCCAGAUCAUGUCCAAUCAAUUGAAUUUACCACAGGUGGACUCCAAUCAAGUUGUAGAAACAUCUCAAGGAUGAUCAAUGGAAACAGGAUGCACCUGAGCUCAAUUUCGAGUCUCAUAGCAAAGGGUCUGAAUACUUACGUUUAAUAAGGUAUUUCUGUUUUCAAAAAUGUCUAAACCUGUUUUUGCUUUGUCAUUAUGGGGUAUUGUGUGUAGAUUGAUGAGCAAAACAUUUAAUUGAAUCCAUUUUAGAAUAAGGCUGUAAUGUAACAAAAUUUGGAAAAAGUGAAGGGGUCUGAAUACUUUCCGAAUGCACUGAGAUGUUUGGCAUUUUAAUGCUAUUUGCUGGUGGAAAUGUAUCAUAUGUACAGUAGCUCUCUUAACAGAAAACACACACACAAAAGCACCUAGUGCUUUUACAUGCUGUGUUUUGUAGACAAGCAAUGUUUUUGUCACUUGCUGUGUUUCACUGUGUGGUGGUGUCUUUUAGGUAUCGUCACUCAGAUGUGUUGUAGACCUCCUGUAGGUGUGUGGCUUUUCUCUUCAAAACUUCUAAAUACCCUGUUAUCUUUCCCUCUCCCCCUUCUUCCUCCCCCCUCCCCAGGCGUCAGAGCGUAAUGCUCGGGAGGGGCAGGCGAAGCGGGGAGAGGAGGCGGAGGCGCGGCUGGGCCUGCAGGUGACGGCGCUCAACGAGAACGUGGCCACGCUGAAGAGGGAGUGGCAGGGGAGCCAGCGGCACUGCGUCGAACUGGAGAAGCAGACCGACGAACUGCGGGGCGAGAUCGCCGUGCUGGAGGCCACUGUGCAGAACAACCAGGAUGAGAGGCGUGUGCUGCUGGAGAGGUGAGAGAGAGGAGUGGGUGUGAAGUUGUCUCCAGAAUUACCAUGUGACGUGUUUAUACCAGAAACGACCUUAUAGCAAAAAUCGCCUAGAUCUACCCUAGUGGGUGUCUUCGAAACAAAAGGGCAGGUUGGCUGUUAGCCUAUCCAGCAAGGUGUCAAAGCUAACUGAUUACCGGUAGUUUGACUGCUAGAAUUUGUACCCGUUAUAACCGCCCUGUAAUGCAGCAGAAGUUGCUUUGGAGGUGAUUAGUGCUUUGAUUUGUAUUUUUUCCCCCUUUAACUCUCUCUCUCCCUCUUUCCUCUUUUUCUCUCCUCCUAUUGUAGCUUUUAGCCUUCAACCAUUUUGACUGUGUUAUGGCUGUGUUUCAGGUGUGUGAAUGGUGAGGGGGAGAUGGAGAAACUGCAGGCCAAGGUAGUGGAGAUGAGGAGGAAACUGGAUGAUACGACAGCCGCCAUGCAAGAGCUGGGCAGAGAGAACCAGUCACUACAGGUAACAAUACACGAUACAUAACACUAUGUUAGACACAUGUAUUAUGACGUCAGCUGCAACAUUCUAUAUAAUAAUAUAAUAAUAAUAAUAUGCCAUUUAGCAGACGCUUUUAUCCAAAGCUACUUACAGUCAUGCGUGCAUACAUUUUUUUUUUUUGUGUAUGGGUGGUCCCGGGGAUCGAACCCACUACCUUGGCGUUACAAGCGCCGUGCUCUACCAGCUGAGCUACAGAGGACCAGCUGAGCUGUAGCUGAACUAGACAAUAAACACACACACAUACACCAGUCUACAUGUAUUAGGACUUCAGAUGCAUCGUUUUAUAUGACCUGUAGCUGAACUCAGUCAUUAUUAAGUACAAUACAGAGUCCACAUCCAUGGAGCCCGACAGUCCGACGACCCAUUAUUACAUAAUUGUAUUAAUCUCAUUUAAUAGGCUGCUAUCGAGUCGUGGACUUACUGUAUGUCACAAUAGACCGCGCCGCUCUGCAGCUUCGAACACUGUAGGAUACGUUCGAUGAAUAGUUUGUCAAUAGAGCUGUGUGUGUUGGAGUGUGCAUGCGUGUUAGUGGAGCUGGUUUUCAUGCUGUGUGUAUGCAUGUGCUCUAACCCCUCUCCUUGUCCCUGUCUGUAGAUAAAGCAGUCACAGUCUCUGACCAGGAAGUGGGCGGAGGACCACGAGGUACAGAACUGCAUGGACUGUGGGAAGGGCUUCUCUCUCGCCAUUAGGAAGGUGAGUUGUAUUACACGUCGGUCUGUUCAUCUGGGUUGUGUUCAUUAGGGCAAAUAUUUUGCAACAACAAAUGAAUGUUUCUUAUUGGACAAGUCCAGGUAGUCCCUCCCUGUUUCAGUCGGUUUUAUUUUGUUUGCUGCCUCACGAACACGACCAUGGUAAACGUUGGAGGAGCCACAAAGGUUAACUAACAAAAACUUUUUUUUGUUUUUUUCUAAACUGCUGUGCAGAGCCGUGGUUGAAUGAUAACGCUCCCGAAACGUGUCCAUGUACAAAUCUCCCCACCAGAGAGCAGUGUUCAAUCCACCUGUCCACCCUUCCCACUAUUUCUCCCAGUUGCCUGUAACCCAUUUUGAUUUCCAAACUCUCUCUCAAAGUGAAAAUACCCUAAAAAUACAUAUAGAACAAAAGAGUAGUCAGCAUAACCUAACUGCCCAUCCUGCUAACUGACUCUCUCUCUACUCCCCCCCCCGCGCAGCACCACUGCAGACACUGUGGCAACAUCUUCUGUGCAGAGUGCUCCGCCAAGAACGCCCUCAUACCCUCCUCCAAGAAGCCUGUGCGGGUUUGUGAGACAUGCUUUGAGGAUCUCCAGGGCUGA